Molecule: messenger RNA, 1221 nt
Organism: Peniophora sp. CBMAI 1063
Lineage: Eukaryota; Fungi; Basidiomycota; Agaricomycetes; Russulales; Peniophoraceae
Source: the annotation of a GenBank genome assembly
AUGUCUGCACGACCCGCAACGCUCACCAUCCCUCCUCCCAUCCCGCACGACCAAGCUCCGCCUGCAGGAGGUCAGCCGUCAGCGACGGAUGACUUCGAUACGCACGCUCUGCCGAGUCCCACCCCCAGCGAGGCCGAGGCCUUGAACACCAAAGGCUUCUUCGCGAGACCAAAACUCAGCGAAUGGCGGAUGUGGUUUCAGAGGAAGUACUGGAGUUACUGGAUCAUCGGUGCCAUCGCGCUGGGCGUAACCAUCGCUUUCAUCGUACUUCACAGGCGCAUCUCCGAUGCCCUGGAGCCGUUCGCUCAACGGCUCAAAGAUCUUCCCGCCGGCUGGCUGAUCCCCGUCGGGCUGCUCAUCAUCCUGUCCUUUCCACCAUUGUUUGGGCAUGAGAUCGUGGCAGUUCUAUGCGGAGUAGUCUGGGGGCUUGGUAUUGGUUUCGGCAUCGUUGCUUUGGGUACGCUCCUGGGAGAGCUCGCAUCGUUCUUUGCUUUCCGUACUUUCUUACGCCGCCGUGCUGAGAAGUUAGAACACGAUAACCUGAAGUACGGCCUGCUUUCGCACGUCGUUCGGGAGGGCGGCUUCCUUGUGGUUCUUAUGGCUCGGCUCAGUGCCAUCCCUCCCCACUUUCUGACUGUGAUCUUCUCAACGAGUGGCAUGAAGGUGUGGGUAUUCACACUCGCCGCAAUCCUCUCCCUCCCCCGCCAGUUCGCCACCGUCUACCUCGGUCUUCUCUUCGAUAGCAACGGCACGGCGAACGCGGGCCAGAGGGGUGCUACCGCCGCCAUCAUUAUCAUUACAACGAUCACCACCUUAGGCGCCGGCUGGUACAUCAGCAAGAAGUACGAGCAACUCAAGCCCGCAUAUAUCAACGAGCGCCGUCGCGCGCGCCAGAUGCUCGUCGUCGACGUCGGCUUCCCGCGCCGCUCUGAGGAUCUGUCUGCGCAUAUGGACUUGGCUGAGAAGGGCGCACAACUUGAUGGACCGCUCGAGCUUCCGGUCCCCACAUUCGAUGCGAUGCAGGCGCACAUGCAGGAUCAGGAGAAAGCUCAGCCUAUGAUGCGGGAUUCCCUGGUUCGCGCGCCUCCGGGCAUACAUGUCCAGCAGCCGGCGCGGAUGUCGAUGCAGGCUAUUGCGACGGGUGCACCUGGACCUAUGUUCGUGAAUCCGGGCAAGCGUGGCUUCCAUCCUACAAUCCAGCAGUUCUCGCCAAGCCCUUAG